This is a messenger RNA of Triticum turgidum subsp. durum (durum wheat), 1452 nucleotides long. The record is from the annotation of a GenBank genome assembly. NCBI's taxonomy places the organism in Eukaryota, Viridiplantae, Streptophyta, Magnoliopsida, Poales, Poaceae.
AUGGCCCCCGCCUCGCUGGAGGAGCUCCAUUGCGCGCCCGCGCCGGAGAAGCCCCCGCCCUCGGCCCCGGAGGGCGAGCUCCGGUGGCUCCGGCGGUGCGCGGGGGAUGGCGACGACCUCCGCUGGCUCCGCCGCUGCGUGGGGGCCGCCACCAAGGGCUUCGCCAUCGGCGCCGGGCUCAAGGGCGGCCUCGCGCUCUUCUCCCUCCUCGUCCGCCUCCGCAGCCGCCGCUCCCCCAGAUCGAGGAAGGCGGGCGCGAUGACCAACGACGAGGCGGCGCUCCUGGCGCUCAAGGAGACGCUCAGGUACGGCAUGUUCCUCGGCACCUUCGCCGGCGCCUACGUCUCCGUCGACGAGUGCAUCGCCGCCCUCUGGGGCCGCAAAAGAACAGCAAGGUGGAGGUCAUUAUUAUCUGGGUUAAUUGCUGGUCCUUCUAUGCUCUUGACGGGGCCAGGCACGCAGCAUACCAGUUUGGCAAUAUACAUUCUCAUGCGUGCUGCGGUGCUUGCAUCCCGUUGUGGAAUAAAGAGCAAAAGAUUUGGAAAGAUUUGCAAACCUUUGACCUGGUCACAUGGUGAUGUCUUCCUUAUGUGCCUUUCAUCUGCACAAAUUUUAUCUGCAUACAUUCUACAGCAGGACAGUUUGCCGUCAUCAUAUAAAUCAUUUCUGAAGAUGCAUGGUGGAAAGGAUCAGUCUAUUCUGCAAGGCUUGAAGGAAGUAGUUAACCACACUGCUUUCUCUAACCUAGAGGCUAUUGAGAAGUACUACAAAUCUGUUGGUGUUGACAUAAAGUUGGAUCCAGACAUGAAAGUGCCCUGCUCAAUUGUGCACGGUAAUCAAUCAUGUGCAGGACAUUUUAUUUCGUUCUUGUUACAAGCAUAUGGAAGAGCAGUUCCUGUCUAUAUUCCAGUCUACCUAGUCCCUGCACUUGUAGUUCAUCGGCAGGAUCUGAUGAAAAGGCCUUACACAAUAAUGGGCAAGAGUCUUCUAGGAACAGCAAGAUCUAGCCUGUUCCUCUCAAUGUAUUGCGCAUCUGCAUGGGCUUGGACAUGCUUCCUUUUUAGAACCUUCGAGAAGUGCAGUACUCCACUCGUUGUACUUGGCACGUUCCCGGCGGGUCUGGCACUGUUUAUCGAGAAGAAAAGCAGGAGAACCGAGAUAUCCCUGUACUGCCUUGCCAGAGCCAUCGAGAGUUUCUUCACAUGCAUGACCGACGCCGGACUCUGCCCUCCAAUAUUGCAGAUCAAGCGAGCUGAUGUAGUGGUUUUCAGCAUGGCCACCUCGAUCAUUAUGCACUGCUAUGCCCAGGAAAGGGAGGUUUUCCGGUCCAAGUACCUGAAUGUCCUCGACUGGGUAUUCGGUGUGCCGCUUCCGUCGGAGGACGAUGAAAGCAAACACCAUUCUAGUACAUCCAGUGAUGGAAUCAAGAAAGGAAUAUUCACCAUUGGAUGA